AUGAGUACGAUUGAUCCAACCUCCGCGAAGAAGGUGGAAUACCCUCAGAGGACUAACGAAGCGAGAUAUAAGAAGCUCGGUUCUACUCACGGACGAUUGGAUCAGUUCAUCGGCGGCCAUUACGCCGAUUACAAUCUUUCCUCUUUACUGUUCGCUCAUCGAUCUGAUGAUACCAAACACGUCAAACUAGAAGUAUGGUCUGCACCCGGUCGAUCCAAGCCAUCAUUCGAAGAAGCCAAACGACAGAAUUACAAACCUGCCAAGAAAGGUGAAGAGUUCGGACCGUCAUGGACCAAUCAUUGGUUUCGAAUCACUCUUCAUAUCCCGACCGAAUGGGAGUCAUACGAGAGGAUUCAAUUCGAAUUUGAUUGUUCUGGAGAAGGAAUGGUUUUCACACCUGAAGGAGAUCCUAUUCAUGGAUUAACGGGUGGAUUCAACGGUGAUAGAAGAGUGGAAUUCAUCAUACCUGAUUCAAUGAGAAAAUCAGGUGUAGCACAUUUCUACAUUGAAGCAAGUUGUAACGGGAUGUUUGGAAUAGAUGAUAUGGAUCCACCCAAUCCAAAUCGUUAUUAUAAGUUAAAUUCAGCUGAUUUAGUCGUACCCAACAUGGAAUCAUGGAGAUUAAUGUGGGAUUUCAACGCUAUUCAUCAAGUCUAUAAUACACUUCCAGAUGAUUCACCUUUAAGUAAACAUUCCUUGACUGUCGCUAAUGAAAUCAUGAACGUAUUCAAAAGAGGUAGUUUGGAAAGCGUUCACAAAGCUAGAAAAGUAGCAGAAACUAUUUUAGGUAAAGAUUGGGAAAAUGAUAUUGGAAAAGAAAGUCAUAAAGCGGAAAAUCAAAAAGGUACUUUAUGGGGUGUAGGUCAUUGUCACAUCGAUACAGCUUGGUUGUGGCCUUUCUCAGUGACUCAACAGAAAUCAGCUAGGUCAUGGUCAACUCAAUGUGAUUUGAUAGAUAGAUAUCCUGAACAUCGAUUCUCUGCAACCCAAGCACAGCAAUUCAAAUGGACAGAGAAACUAUACCCCACUCUAUUCCAAAGGAUCAAAACGAAGAUAUCAGAAGGUACUUUCCAACCUUUAGGUGCGACUUGGGUCGAAAUGGACACCAAUAUGCCAUCUGGUGAAGCUCUCGUCAGGCAGUUCUUGUAUGGUCAAAGAUACUACGAGAGUAGAUUUGGAUUUAGAUCAAAGACUUUUGUCUUGCCUGAUACUUUCGGUUAUUCAAGUCAACUUCCUCAAAUUUCAAGACAAGCGGGUGCACCAAAUUUCUUCACCCAGAAGCUCUCAUGGAACUCAAUUAACAACUUCCCUCACAGUACCUUCAAUUGGGUAGGUCUUGACGGAUCCCAAGUUUUGACGCACAUGACUCCAGUGGAUAAUUACAACAGUCAGUGUGAUAUUGGUGAAAUCAGAAGGGGAAUGACGGGUCAUAAGAACCUUGACGUCACUGAACAAUCUCUCCUGCUCUUCGGUAACGGUGAUGGCGGCGGUGGACCUACUCCGCCCAUGCUUGAGAAGCUACGACGAGCUCGAGCAAUCGGCAAGAGAUCAGAUGCAGGUGGUCAGUUACCCUUAGUCAAGAUGGGCGGUAGUUUUGAUGAAUUCUAUGAUUCGGUCAGGAAGGAGACCGAUAACGGUACGAAGCUACCCUAUUGGCGAGGAGAGCUCUACUUUGAGCUUCACAGGGGAACUUACACCUCCCACGCUUCCAUCAAGAAGGGUAACAGGAAGAGCGAAAUACUUAUGCGGGAAGCAGAGUACGCUGCCACCAUCGCUAGUUUAAUUGAUUCAGAAUAUGAAUACCCCAAGGCACAAAUCGAUGCUGCUUGGGAGGAUCUUUUGCUAUGUCAGUUCCACGAUGUCUUACCAGGAAGUGGGAUAGCAAUGAUCUACGAAGACGCAGAAAAGAAAUACGCUGCGCUCCAGAUAUCGAUUCACACAAUUAUUAACGAGGCUUACGCUACUAUCUAUCGAUCCUCAAGCCCAAUCUCAGCUGAAGAACCAGCCAAAACCGCUGGACCGAUUUUUGCAGUAAACAAUAUCCCAAACUAUCCAAGACAAGAAGUCGUUGCCGCGUCACUUGAAGCCCAUUGCCAAAUCGGCUGUCGUUCCGCACAGAUUAGCAGAGAUGGACAGACUGGUUAUCUCUUAUUAGGCACCAAGAAAGACGAAGAGGGUCUUAUGGUCGCUAGUCCGAGAAGAUUAUAUGCGAAUCCAAGAGUUACGGUUGCCAAAGAAGGUGAAGAUCUAUUUGUCAUGAGUAACAAUACAAUAUCUAUGAAAAUGGAGAAUGGUAGAAUCACCAGUCUUUAUGAUAAAUCUCUCGAUAAGGAACUCAUUCCACAUGGUCAAAGUGGUGGAUUGGUCAUUAUGGAGGACCAUCCAAACUAUUGGGAGGACGUCGAUGAAUUUCAUCUUGAGAAACAAACUCAUCUUCGGUUCGAAUCUAUGCACAUCAAGGAAGAAGGACCACUCCGAGCUAUUGUUGGAGCCACUUUACAAAUCGGUCAAAGUAGGAUUGAAGUCGAUAUUUCGAUGGACGCCAUCGCAGCUUCGUUAAAAGAAGAUGCCAGAAGUAUGAUCAGGUUCGACGCUGCCAUCGACUGGAGAGAAAAACAUCAGUUCUUGAAAUUCGAAUUGCCUCUCGACAUAUUCUCGGAAUUCGCUACAUACGAGACUCAGUUUGGUAUUGUAGCUAGACCAACUCAUAGGAAUACAAGCUGGGAUGCUGCCAAGUUCGAAGUCUGCGGUCACAAAUUCGCUGAUUUGUCCGAGUAUGGAUACGGAGUUGCAAUUCUCAAUGACUGUAAAUACGGCUACGCUACUCAAGGUAAUAUCAUGCGAUUAUCACUCUUGCGAGCACCUACUCAACCUGAUGCCGAUUGUGAUAUGGGUACUCACUCUUUCUCAUUUGCGAUUUACCCUCAUGUUGGUACAUUCGUCGAGAGUGAUGUGGCUAAAGUAGCCUACGCUUUCAACACUCCUAUGAGGUUGAGAUACUCCAAAGAACCAAUCGAUAUAGCACUUGAACCUCUAGCUCUAUCCUCCCCUUUCAAGCUUGAAAAUGCCCCCAAUGUGAUGUUAGAAACUAUCAAGAGAGGUGAAGAUGAUGACUUCUCCGAGGAUGGAAAGAAGACUAUCAUUUUGAGAUUAUACGAACAUCUCGGUGGACACGCCAAGGCCACUUUGAAGGUUACCGGCUUAUCAAUCAUCAAAGCGGAAAUCGUCAAUAUUUUGGAAGAUCACAUUGAAACCCUCAAGGUUCAUACACCGUCCAAGCAUACUGCUAGCGAUCAAGAAGACAAACCUAAGAAAGAGGAAGUUUCAGAGCUCAAAACAUCUUUCAGAGGAUUUGAGAUCAAGACGGUUCGACUGACGAUCGAUACUCCUCAUCGCAAGAAGGGAAAAAAGGAAAGGAGGGAUUCUGAAAGUGGCUGGGUGAAGAUCUAG
Molecule: messenger RNA, 3450 nt
Organism: Kwoniella shivajii
Lineage: Eukaryota; Fungi; Basidiomycota; Tremellomycetes; Tremellales; Cryptococcaceae
Exons: 22
Coding region: 1-3450 (1149 amino acids)
Biological process (GO): mannose metabolic process; oligosaccharide catabolic process
Cellular component (GO): fungal-type vacuole membrane
Molecular function (GO): alpha-mannosidase activity; carbohydrate binding
Source: RefSeq, a predicted model, not a curated record